GUGCCGGCCACCUCACAGAACGCUCUGACAACUCUACUACCGCCGCCAUCAUCGCCGGGUUUGAACCCUCCAUCCCGCCGUAGCCAGAUUGCUGGCCUGCCAUUCGGUCUUUCCUUCUUUCUUUCUUCCGAAUCUCUUAAGUCCUCGGCUUCAAGAUGGAAUCCUUUGCAGCAGCAGCAGCAGCGGCAGGAAGAGGGAGUCCCCUCCGAGGGGUCCGAGCCGAGACUGCAGAAAUGGCAGCGCAGAAGAUUAACGAAGGGCUGGAGCAUAUCGCCAAAGCAGAGAAAUACCUGAAAACUGGUUUUUUAAAAUGGAAGCCAGAUUAUGACAGUGCGGCAACUGAAUAUGGGAAAGCAGCUGUUGCUUUUAAAAAUGCCAAACAGUUUGAUCAAGCCAAAGAUGCCUGUCUGAGAGAAGCUGCUGCACAUGAAAAUAAUAGGGCUCUUUUUCAUGCAGCCAAAGCUUAUGAACAAGCUGGCAUGAUGUUGAAGGAGAUGCAGAAAUUACCAGAAGCUGUUCAACUCAUUGAGAAAGCCAGUAUGAUGUAUCUGGAGAAUGGGACUCCUGACACAGCAGCCAUGGCUUUGGAACGGGCAGGAAAGCUAAUAGAAAAUGUGAACCCUGAAAAGGCUGUACAGUUAUAUCAACAGACAGCUAAUGUAUUUGAAAAUGAAGAACGCCUACGACAAGCAGUUGAAUUACUAGGAAAAGCCUCUCGACUUUUAGUACGAGGACGUAGAUUUGAUGAGGCUGCACUUUCCAUUCAGAAGGAAAAGAAUAUCUAUAAGGAAAUUGAAAAUUACCCAACAUGUUAUAAGAAAACAAUUGCUCAAGUCUUAGUUCAUCUUCACAGAAAUGACUAUGUAGCUGCAGAAAGAUGUGUCAGAGAGAGCUAUAGCAUACCAGGAUUCAAUGGAAGUGAAGACUGCACUGCCCUGGAACAACUUUUAGAAGGGUAUGACCAACAAGACCAAGAUCAAGUUUCAGAGGUCUGCAAUUCUCCACUUUUUAAGUACAUGGACAAUGAUUAUGCCAAGUUGGGUUUGAGUUUGGUGGUCCCAGGAGGAGGAAUCAAGAAGAAAUCACCAGCAACACCACAGGCCAAAAGCGAGGGAGCAGAAGCCACAACUGGUGGUGAUGAAGAAGAGGAUGAAUAUUCUGGAGGACUGUGCUAGUUAUUCACAUGUAUACUCUUAGGAUGGGGAGUAGAGGGAAAGUUUGAUGUUCUGUUUUGUGGAUGUUGAGUAUACCCAAAUUUCUAACCUUCCUCUGUUGUCCUGAAUUGGAAUACUAAUAUAGAAGCUCCGUAUCUUGGGCUGCUAUACCAAAAUUUUCUUCAUUAGAUCCUACCUCCUGUGAAUCCUUAGUUUAUUCUUUCCUUGGUAAAAGUUUGUCCAGAGUACCAGCUUCAAUUUUGUAAGGCAAUUCAUAGAAAAAUGAUAACAGGAUCCUUUGAGAGGCCGGGUUCUAGAGUUAAGGUUAUGGAUUAAGAAUUCAGGUAGAACGUUCAGAUGUCAUUUUUCCACUUCUUUUUUUUAUUCCCUGACUUUUUUUUCUCUUUCCUUUAUUAACUAGUAAUUGGCACUAAAAGCGACUUGUCCAGAAAGAAAGACAGUACCUGGUUUGCUUGUUUUCUUGUGUGAUAAGUGUCUGUGCGUGCGUGUGUGUGUGUGCAUGUCUAUACACAUUUUAAAGAAUAUCUCAUGCUUAUCCCAUAGGAAGCAUUAAAUGGUUCAAUCCUUUUAGAAAACAAAUUUGGGAGCAAGAGACGAUUUGGAACCAUGGACCUGUUUUUAGCCUAUUUAAGUAUGUAUUUCUGGUCUUAACAAGUUAAUUUGCAAAAUUUGAUUAAAUUUACCUGGCAGAUUUAUGGUCCUUUCCCUAGAUUUUAAUGAGAUGAUUAUAUACAUAUUCCAAAGAAAGAGCAUUGACUCAGGUUAAUUGGAACCCAUGAAAAACCCUUUUGUAAUUGUGCACUCUGAGGAGGGAUCUGAGAAUGAAAUGAAUACCCAUCCAGCUCCUCUUACACAAACUACCUCCCUGCCACAAACACUAGUUAGUACUGGAAGAAUAACUGGCCAUCGUUGAGGAUAAGGUCUGCACAGCAGCAUUCAAGGUGAAGGGCAAGAAGCAUUUUUGAAAAUACAAUGGGUUUAAAGCACCAUGCUUCAAAUAUUUAAGUAGUCAUUUCCUAAAAUGGUUGCUAUGAUGCAUUCCUGUGGUGCUUUAUGAGUGUUUCUUAUAUGCAUUUUACUUUCUUGCUCCCUGGUCAAAAGUUUUGUGUCAUAGUCUUUUCAAGUGAUCUGCUUUUAUGGAAAAGGGCUCUAGGCACAAGUAACAUGCAUUCUGCAGGCAGAUGCUAACCCGUUUGCACUUUGGUUUCCUAUUUAUUCCCUGGACAUACAUAUAAAUAUAUACGUGUAUACAUGUGUGUAUAUAUGUAUGUGUAUAUGUAUAUAGAUUACAAAUAAUUUCCAUAUUUAUGCCUGAUCUCUGAAGUAACCAUAGUGAGACUGAUUUUAGCCAUUUCUGAAAAUCAGUUUUAUUACCACAGAGUCCCAUCUCAUUUAUGUGUUCUGGUCCGCUAGACUUCCCUCAGAGCAUUAUGGGCCGAUGAAUGAAAGCAUCCUUGAGAGAGAGGACUGAUUCUUUAGGAAACCUGGACAUCUUUCUAGAGUCCAUGAGAAAUAAAUCCUCUCUGAGUUUGGUGUAUGUAUAUUAGUGUUCUGGCAGAAAUGCUUAUUUUAGUGUGUUAUAAAACCCUAAUAUGUUUAGUAUUAUUUUAUUUUCCCAAGCCCAUUACAUCAUACUGCAUAUAUCGUCAUAUGUUCAACAUUACAGCAAGCAUAUCAGGACUAACUUUGGACUGUCACCUGCAUUUGGUAUUUAGUAUUGCAAGAUAAGAAUGUUCCAGUCUUAAGGAUUCUUUGGCCACUGCUGCCAUGCCACUUUGUAGGAUUCAUAGACUUUGCUCUGGGCAAAUUGUUACCUAUCCCCAAGUAAAUAUGACUGUACUCAAGGCUGUGUGUGAGUCUGUAUUGUACUAUUCACAUAUCACAUUGUCAGUUGUUUUUUUUUAAUGUCCUUCCAUUUUUACAACAAACAAUCUGAAAUGAGUUAGUGUAUCCAAUAGCAGGAACAUAAUUAAGCCUCAGUUUUCAAAAGAAAUAUUUUGGGAUUAAUUUUUUUCAUAGAGCUGCUUCAUUUUCUUUUCUUAGAAUCCCCCUCUCAGCCUUCUUUUCCCCAAUGUUCAUAACUAAAGCACAUUACCUUUGUUCAACCAUGACUGAAUGUUUAACAGAGCUAUUCUAUCCUAGUAUCAAAAAACAUUUGUCCAAAUGGAUCGAUUUUUUUUUGUUUACCCUAUGAUGCAGUUUGCACUCUUUAAAAUAUUUUAUCAUGAAAACCAAGUUAAGAGUGGAAAACAGUGAGGUGUUGCAAUAGGAAAAAUGUUUUCCAGAGUUCUACUUUUUCCCCUUUCAUACAGAAGCAAAAGUCUGCAUGGAUAUGCUCAAAGUUCAUUAGAAUUUUCCAUUGUAAAUGAAGUCUUUCUCCGCUAUAUAUUUAAUAAAUUUGUACAUAGACAGAAUAUGGUAUUCUUAUGGUGUGAAAUCUGUGCUUCACUUGUAUUUUUCCUAAUUUUGUGAUGUAUAAAUAGAGCAUUAAGUGUUAUAGAAAUACAGAUUAUUGCCUCUCUGGAAAGAAAUUCCACAUGUGACAAUUAUGAAAAUAAAACUUGAAGCUUUAA
Molecule: messenger RNA, 3748 nt
Organism: Monodelphis domestica (gray short-tailed opossum)
Lineage: Eukaryota; Metazoa; Chordata; Mammalia; Didelphimorphia; Didelphidae
Gene: NAPG
Product: NSF attachment protein gamma
Biological process (GO): intracellular protein transport
Cellular component (GO): vacuolar membrane; SNARE complex
Molecular function (GO): soluble NSF attachment protein activity; syntaxin binding
Source: RefSeq, a predicted model, not a curated record